AUGGCGCUUACGUGUAAGGCCGAGAUGGUAUAUAUACUAUUCUGCACCCGAAAAUCAACGUUGGUUGAUUAUUCGUACCUUUUGGUUGUAUUGGCGGAAGACAGCCGAUACAACGGACAUAUGUCUACCGCAUCUUCUCCUCCUCCUGGGGGGCCACGCAACCUCCACACGCUGCAUGGCGACGUGCUCCACGAAGUCUUGCUCUUAUCACCUGAUCGAAAGUCUCUGCGCCACCUGAUUCUCACGCACCCGGCCAUCUACCACGCGUUCAAGGCACGACGCCGCCUGAUUCUUAGAACCGUCUUCAAAAUGGAAGCAAGCUUCAGUCCCCUGGACAUGGUCGCCGUGGAUUUAUUCCUAGUCCGGCUACAAGCCAAAAAUCUAAUCGAUGGAGCUGCCACGGCACUCCUAACCUGUUACCACUCAUCGAACCUGAAAGAUGAUGCACUCGUAUUCACGAAACGAACAAUAAUCCAGCUACUGGAUCAUGCUCUGCCGCCCACCCGGGAAGCUCGUACGUUCGCACGGGCUGCCAUUCGGACGUACGUGGCUGCCAAUCUCGCUGAGAACGCGCUUCGAUUUCAGGAGGUUUUUCUACGUCGGCUUGAUCCGCGAUCACCCGAACACAGUUUAUGGGCCCAAGAGCUUGUCAUCAGGCUCCGGGCUAUCAAAGGCCCAGAACAAGCGCUGCAACUGCAGCGCAGCAACUGGGAGCUUUACCAAAGGACCCUCGGACCAAAUAGCGACAUUACUUUGGACUGGGCACGUUCAGUUGUUCAUGAACAUCAAUGUGCGGGCGAUCACCAGAAGGCAAUUCUCUUCCACCAACCAGUCAGAAACUCUCUGGAUCCCACAACGGCGCAGUAUGUCGCGUGGUCACGACAGCAAAUACAAAUGCUGAAGAAGUUAGAUCAGAUUGAAGAAGCUCUCUUAGUCAUGGGGGACGUCUGGCGCCAUCUUCAACCUGAUUCAGGACGAGCCGAUGCUGCAGUUGCGGUUUGCGAGACUGCUUGGACAGCCAUAAAGACAUCCCUAGAUCGCUUACCCAAUGACAGAACCUGGAAAUAUCACGCCCAUGGAGCUGCACUUAUGCUUGCCAAAGCAUAUCGCCGAAACAAUCGAAAAGAAGAUGCCAUAUCUCUUGAAGCAAUAUCGAAAUCGCUUCGUACAUCAUAUGGUCGAGUAACAAAGAACUCGGGAUCGUAUUCCAAAGGUUCCGUGCUUGCGUUUUGGAACGAGUAUCUUGCAACCAAUGAUGCCAACACAACACGAACUUCAUGCAAGGCGACAUGGGAUCCUGGACAUCCCCGAGAGCCUGCUGCGAAAGGGAUGUAA
Molecule: messenger RNA, 1335 nt
Organism: Lindgomyces ingoldianus
Lineage: Eukaryota; Fungi; Ascomycota; Dothideomycetes; Pleosporales; Lindgomycetaceae
Exons: 6
Coding region: 1-1335 (444 amino acids)
Source: RefSeq, a predicted model, not a curated record